ACACGUUCAGGGCUGCUGGGGAAAAGAAAGUGAAAGAAUAAAAGUGAUUUCAGUGUUUAGACCCAGAGCCGUCGAGGAGGUUACUUUCACUAUGUCUUCAGACGAGGAUUUCUCUCUGGUGAUGGAUCCAUCCAAGACCACCUUAGAGGAGAUUGAGGCUUCAAUCGCCAACUACAAGAAACAAUAUGAGCUGCUUCUCCAGGAGCAGAAGGACUUGGUCGCCACCAGAGAUGACCAGCAGGAAAUGGUUCAGAAGUUCAGGAAGCGCAUCGACAAACUGACCCAGAGUGAGGAAGAGGACCAGAACACCUACAAGGAGAACAUUGAAAAGGAGACGGCGAAGCUGAACUUGCUCAGCCAGGAGGAGCCAGAACUGAUGAAGGAGAUUGACAAAGUAAAGGCAAUCCUAGAGGGGGAAGAGGCGCAAAACCGCCAUCUGAAACAGCAGACUGAAGUGUUCACUGCUGUACCAGAGAGGAAGGUUGUAUUCAUGGGGUCGACAGGAAAGGCAUGCGAUACACAAACGUUUGAGAUGGAACCUAGUAUAGUUUAUCCGAUGGAGGAGGGAACGGCACUGAUUACAUUUGAGGAAGAAGUAGUGGCUGGGAAGAUCCUGGAACUUAAGAAGCAUAAGGUGGAUCUGGGAGGAGAAUGCAGCAUCACUGUGGAGGCCAGACCAGUUCAGCUGAUGAUGCCCAGGCUGGUGGAGAUAGACUCUGAGGUGUGUCCUCAGCGCAUAUUAAUCUCCAACCUGCCAAAGAUGGACAGCGACACUCUGCUGAGCAAGCUGGAGAUCCACUUCUCAAAGAGUAGAAACGGAGGCGGCGAGGUGGAGGACUGUGAAAUGAUGUUUGACUCUUGGACUGUGGUAGUCACCUUCGUGGGGAACAGCAUUGCCAAACGUUUGACAGAUACAGAGUACCAUGAAGUGGAGCUACAAAAGAAGAAGAAGUACAAAGUGCGGGUGACUCCUUUUCUCAAUGGAAAUAUUACAAACCUACAGACCAAGAUGUCGGUGUGUCCUCGGACGGUGCUGCUGACAGGAAUCCCUGAAGUCAUGGAGCAAGAGACCCUGCAGGAUCUGCUUGAAAUCCACUUCCAGAAAAGCGCUAAUGGUGGAGGAGAGAUCGAAGCCUUCCUCUACAACCCACUGGGUCAGCAAGCCUCGGCCCUCUUUGGGGGCAUCUCCCAAAACGGAGAGAAGGAUUAGACUGUAGAUUCAUCACUGUUGCUCAAAAGAAAAAACCCUCUCAGGUUCAUGGUGACAUCGGGUCCACCCUGCCAAAAAAAAUCUGUACUGGUCCUAUAUCCACUUACCUUCUGCGAUACAAGACAGUAUAAUUUAGUACAAAGUAAUUAACUUCUUGUUUUGGGAUGUUUUAUGGCAUCAAUUAAACGGACAUCUGUCAUUUUGUCUAGAACAAAAUCUCUGAUGUCUGCUACUAUCAAUUCUAAGAACUAUAAAACUUUAACCUGGGUAUUUUCUGUGUAGUUAUUUAAAAAUGUAUAUUAAUGGGACGUAGUAGUACAACAGUGUAACUAAAACUAGGCAAUAACCACAUUAAUCAUCAAGAAAUCUGUACUUUCAUCAUGUAAAUCUAUGGCAAACCUUUUUUAUUGUAUAAAAAUGUCACAUUGUCGCUCAGUGCAAUUAAACUGCUGUAUGAAAUAACACGGACAAAGUUUUUGGUUUCUUAAUAUAAGUAGGAAGCGAGUUUAUUUGCUUUCUGUGGAAGAGUUAAUGCUAGAUUAAAUUAGUCAACUCUUAUCUGUCCAUUCAAUACACAGCUUAGUUUAUAACGACUGAAAACAAAACGGCUAGUUCUGCCUUUUCCCCUUUGUUUCCAGUCUUUGUGCUAAGCUAAGCUAAGCAGCAGGUAGCUGUUAGCUUCAUGUGUAACAGCUAAAUCUAUCAGGAAAGCGAAUAUGUAUUCCUUUACGUAAACACAGAUUUUAAUCGGGGUCCCACUCAUUUUCCAGGAGUUUUUCUUAACACAGACCACACAGACCUUUUUCACAGCAUCCAUUUUGACAUGAAAUAAUAGGUUAAACACAGGUGUUACCAGUGAAACUUAUUAAGGCUCCAUUCCAUUUAGUGUAGCACUAAACUGUUUGAUCUGAAUGGAAGCUUUACAAGUAACGUGCUACCAAUUAUCACCAAAAUGAUAACUAACAUUUUACAGGACAAAAAAAAAAAAAAAAUGUCCAGGUGUUUCCAUGACUGGAAAACUAGCGUCUAAAUUUCCAGGACUUGUGGAAAUCCUGUUUAAUUCGAGGUUGAAAUCCCUGCGUUCAACUGUAAAUGUCUAAAAGCAUCUUUUUGUGAUAGCGUUAAGUGUUCCCAUUGCAUAUAAAUAUUAAAAAUGACCACUGAUUGAUUGAACAAAAAAAAGAGAGACUGAAUUCAGAUCAGGUUUAUUGUAAAAACAACAACAGAGUUAAAGUAACAGCACAUUUAAAAAAAAAAAAACUAAACUGACAUUACUUAAAGAAUCCAGCUAUAUCCCCUAGUGCACAAACUGGAAAACAAACAAAGCAGCAGCUGAAGAUCCACAGAAGAACGAGCUAACAGGUCAGGCACUUAGACAGAGAGAGGAACAGGUCUAUAGCAUGUGUGUAAAAAUAAAAAUACAUUCCAAAAAAAAAAAAGGAAAAA
Messenger RNA from Dicentrarchus labrax (European seabass), 2656 nucleotides. It is a transcript of the gene ifi35, whose product is annotated as interferon-induced protein 35. Gene Ontology annotation, cellular component: nucleus. Lineage: Eukaryota; Metazoa; Chordata; Actinopteri; Moronidae. The transcript is spliced from 10 exons. Bases 92 to 1210 code for a protein of 372 amino acids. The record is from RefSeq and is a predicted model, not a curated record.